ACGACGACAACACAACAGUGGUGAAGAAGCAACAAUGUCUUCAAUUCACGGGUUGAGAGAGUUUGUCAAUGAGCGACUAACUUCUGCUGCUGAAGAAAUAUUCAGAGUCUUUGAACAAACUGUCGUGGAGUACGAGAAAGAGAUCGUUCGUCAGCGCAGACUGUUGGAUAUCGUUCUGAAACCUGAGAUAAAGCUUCACAGGACAGAGCUCCCACUGCAACAUGUAUGUAGUAGGAAGAAGAAGAAGGUUCUCACUGACCAGCAGCUCUGUGACCAGGAGACAAACUCUAGUCUAGACCAAGAGGACCUACAGACACCAACUGCUGCUCCUGAAGAAAUACCCAGAGUCCCUCAGAAUAUUGUCUUUGAGUUCAAUGAAGACAUUAAUUAUCAGCGCAGACUACUGGAUCCUGUUUGGAAACCUGAGAUAAAACUACACAGGAAAGAUCUCCUCCAGCAACAUAUCUGUAAGGAGGAGGAGGUUCUCAGUGACCAGGAGAGGAAUACCAGUCUGGACCAAGAGGACCCACAGCCUCCACAGAUUAAAGAGGAGGAAGAGGAACUCUGCACCAGUCAGGAGGGAGAGCAGCUUUUACUGAAGCAGAAGAAUGAUGCCGUUAUGAUUACUCCUACUUAUGAGGAGAUCGACCACAGAUGGGAAGAACCAAAGAGUGGCCAGCUUCUCUCUAACAACUCUCCUGUAGCUAAGAGCCAAGAUCAUAGAGAAAGCAUUGAUGUGUACCCGGGAUCAACUAGAGAUGAAGAGUCAAAGAAAGAGAAGAGAUGUCACGAAAACACAAGUCACAGUGAUAAUGUAGACAACUCUUCCCCAACAAAGAGUCAAUGUUACACUCACACAAGUAAAACGUCUUUAACAUAUGAAACUUUUCAAAGAGCUUUUCAGUGUGAAUCCGAAUUGAAUAUGCAUCUUAGGAACCAAACGGGUGAAAGGCCCUAUUCUUGUAUCACCUGCAGGAAAAGAUUCUGUCAUAUAAAACACUUGCAACAGCACAUAAGAAUCCACAUGGAUGAGAAGCCAUAUUUAUGUGAAACAUGUGGGAAAAGUUUCAAGACUACAAUAGCAAUGCUGGUCCACGCAAGAACCCACAAAUAUGUGAAGUCAAACACCUGCAACACCUGUGGGAAAAAUUUUAGCCACAAGUCAUCAUUGGAGGUUCACAAAAAAACCCACACAGGUGAGAAGCCACAUUUGUGCAAAAUAUGUGGCAAAUGUUUCCUACGUCGGGAUGCCCUGAUGUUUCACAUGAUGACUCACACAGGUGAGAAACCGUAUUUUUGCAGGGACUGUGGGAAAGCUUUUAGACAGAGUGGUGCCUUAAACGUGCACAUUCGAACCCACACAGGUGAGAAGCCGUACAGCUGCAAGACUUGUAGGAGAACUUUCACUCAAUCAUCAUCCUUGCAAAGGCACAUUAGAAGUCAUACAGAUUCAAAUGGUAAGAAGGCUAUAUAGCCCUUUUCUAUUCUUGAUGAAUAGUUUUGCAAACGACCCUUUCACGCACACAUUCAUACAGUGCUUUUCUGUGCUCACAUCAUUGCAGUGAUCACACCACAGUCACAGUUUUGUAAUUUCUUUUUACAUAAAUAAGCUUCUGUCACAGCAAUUCAUUAAUGAAUAUAUUUCUUUCAGUGCUGGUUAUUCAGACAAAUGUCUUACAUUGAUGGAGUUGAAUUUCUUUGUAAAUGUUUGCAAUUGACAGAAGUGUACUAUAGAGGUUUUAGCUUCAAGGAGAUCAAUCUUCAGACAACCUUUGUCUUAAUGUGACUAUAUAUUUGUGUUCACAUCGGUUAGUUGAUGAGCAUCACCAUUUGUGUUUGUAGUUAUUAGCCGGCUCUUUUUAUUACUAUAAGUCUGUAAAAUCAUUUUUAACUCAAGAAUCCAACCUACUGCAAUUUUUCCAGCUAGAAAGAGUGAAAAUAUAUUUACGGGGGCCACUUCUAAGUUUUGUGAAGUUACUUUUUACUUCAGGGUCAUAAGCAAUGUCCAUGUCCAAAAAGUUAUUUUGGCCUAUCGUUUCCUGAUUUCCGUUUCAAAUCUUGAACUUUCAAUCCAUCUUUUUUGAACUACAGGUUCAAUCUUUAGUCCCACUGAAGCUUCAUCUGCUGGGUUAUUUGCUGGGUUAGUAAGGUCGAGACUUUACAAAGUUAUAGGGAAACCCAGCAGAGCCCACAAUGAGCAAACGCUUUGGUGGCUGUUGAGAGAAAAAACUCCCUCAUUAACCGGACAAAACGUCUUACCAAACCAAACAAACCAGAGAGCGGUGGCUGCAUUUGAGUUUGAAAGCUUUUCUUUUUGGCAUUCAGUUCUGUAGGCAUAAAAACAGCACUUGCAAAACUGUAACUUCUUUAAUUUUUGCUGUAAUUUUGUCUUGUUGCUUACUUUAUAUACAUACACUUGAGUUCGACCAAAAAAUCAGAUAAGGGUUUAUUUUCACGUAGUACUCAAAGAACUUGACAAUGUCUUUAGUCUUUAAUUUCUUCUGCCUUAACUGUGGGCCAUUCAAUGAUUUUGUCCAUAUUGGCAGUGGCGUGUCAUUUCUAAAAUGGUCUCAGAGAAGGUGUUAGGCCACAGCAUACAUUUCUCUGCUGUAUAAGCAGCUUUGUAACAGAUUGUAUUCAUCUCAGGUAUUUGAGGAGCGCUUUAUGUAUUGCUUGCUGACCACCAGGAUUAUGUUUCACCAGAUAUUUGUCACUUGAAGCAUGUAUGCUUAACUACAUUUUUAUUUUCACAUAUGUCAGAUUCCAUUGUUUUUCUCCACUGUUGACUGAGUAUUGCCCAACUGAGAUGAAUAAUUUGUUGUGGGUUGUAUCUUUAGCAUGAGUAUUGAGUGCUGUUUUUAUUUUUGAAAAUCCGAUUCUGUUCCAUCCGAAUACACAUGAGACACGGCCAUGACAUGAGGCAUGUCGUACUGCUAAUUUUGCAGUUGAUGCUGCAAUUUCCAUUUCAAUUUCAAGUUGUUCCGCUUGCUCCUCCAAAGUAAUUUUUGUUUUUCAACCUGAGCAUUUAUUGGCAAUAUUGGAUUCAACUUUCGAAAUACUGUCUUGAGGAUCCUCUUUGACCUUGUCGUUAUUGAUUUCAACAAUGUCCGCGUGAAGGCAACUGUCAAUGUUUGUCAGUCUUAAGUUUUCAACUUCUUUUCACCAUGUUUCCUAUAAAUAACUGUAGGCCUACCUGUGUUCUCCAUUCAGGUCUGUAUAUGUACAGGUACACAACAGAUUCUGGGCUAAAAUCACAUGUAUUUCUAAUUCCAAUCACACUGUGGUUUUCACAUAAUAAAAUUCUGACUUUUGAACUCAA
Messenger RNA from Limanda limanda (common dab), 3319 nucleotides. RefSeq names its product zinc finger protein 558-like. Gene Ontology annotation, molecular function: DNA-binding transcription factor activity; RNA polymerase II cis-regulatory region sequence-specific DNA binding. Gene Ontology annotation, biological process: regulation of transcription by RNA polymerase II. The record is from RefSeq and is a predicted model, not a curated record. Lineage: Eukaryota; Metazoa; Chordata; Actinopteri; Pleuronectiformes; Pleuronectidae. The transcript is spliced from 3 exons. Bases 35 to 1474 code for a protein of 479 amino acids.